UAUUCAAAAAUCGCCCCCGUUAUUAUAUCAACCUCCUCAAAAAUCGAACCCUUCACUCUUCACUUACUCCCUCUAGAAACUUCUGCGAUUUUUAAUCACCAUUUCAGAUACGCAUCUACUACCAAUGGCCAGCACCGAGCCUGAGAACCAGCACAGGGAGGAGGAAGAAGCCGUCGGAGCGGAUGAUGAGGACACCGGAGCUCAGGUUGCGCCUAUCGUUAAGCUUGAAGAGGUUGCAGUUACUACCGGCGAGGAAGAUGAAGACGCCAUCCUCGACUUAAAGUCGAAGCUUUAUCGGUAUGAUAAGGAUGGGAAUCAAUGGAAAGAGAGAGGCGCCGGCACAGUCAAGCUCUUGAAGCAUAAGGAGACCGGAAAAGUCCGCCUUGUUAUGCGCCAGUCGAAGACACUUAAGAUUUGCGCUAAUCAUCUUGUACUACCAUCAAUGACUGUUCAGGAACAUGCUGGCAACGACAAGUCUUGUGUGUGGCAUGCACCAGAUUUUGCAGAUGGUGAACUCAAGGAUGAGCUUUUCUGUAUCCGAUUUUCAUCUGUGGAGAAUUGCAAGAACUUCAUGGAGACAUUCCAAGAGAUUGCUGAAUCACAGAAGAAGAAUGAGGAAAACAAAGACGCUUCUGCUGCUGCUGGACUGCUUGAGAAAUUGAGUGUUGAAGAUGAGAACGCUGAAAAGAAGGCAGAGAAAGGUGAAGAGACAACGAAGGAGGCUCCUGUUGCAACCGAUGAUAAAGCAGCUGAAGAUGCAGGGGACAAGAAAUCUACUUGAAAGGGUAUCACAUGCAAUACUUGUUCCCGUUUCAACUUGGCUGAGGUUUGUUGUGUCACCUGUUUCGAACCCACUGGGUAUGAUGAGUCGAGUCUGGUCUGGUUUGGUCUGGUCAAAUGCAAGCAAUAUUAGCUUUUGAGGUAUGUUUUGGGUGAUGGCAGAGAGUUUUAGCCAUUCAGGGUUCUUGUAUGCGGGUAUUAAGAGUAUUGCUAUGGGAAACUUCCUAUGGCUUUGGUUGGCAUUUUCUUGUGUGAUAUCCAAGUGUCUGUUACAGAAUGGGUCAAUUUUGCAUUUUUAUUUUUUAUUUUUUAUUUU
This is a messenger RNA of Ipomoea nil (Japanese morning glory), 1096 nucleotides long. RefSeq names its product ran-binding protein 1 homolog a-like. NCBI's taxonomy places the organism in Eukaryota, Viridiplantae, Streptophyta, Magnoliopsida, Solanales, Convolvulaceae. Gene Ontology annotation, molecular function: GTPase activator activity. Gene Ontology annotation, biological process: nucleocytoplasmic transport. The record is from RefSeq and is a predicted model, not a curated record. Gene Ontology annotation, cellular component: nuclear pore; cytoplasm. The coding region runs from base 125 to 781 and encodes 218 amino acids. The transcript has 4 exons.